AAGGAUGUAGACAUUCUGACACCUAUGAUCUCCUACGUAUUGUUUGGUUAAUUUUGAGAGGCUGUGGUGACUGAUGUCAUUUCAAAUGAUGUUUUUACUCAGAAACUCAAAGAGGAAGUUUUAUCAUCAGCUGCACCAGCCGGACACAAAAAGUCUCAGAGAUCAUCGGCUGUCUCCAGAGAACACACAGAGAAUGGCUCGACUGGAAUUACUCCUCAUAUUUGUGAUUCAGUUUGAAGGCAUCAGUGGAAGAGAAUCCUUUCUCUAUAAGAGACCUGGACAAAAAGCUGUUCUGUCCUGUACCACUGAAUCAUCCUCCCCCCCAACAUGCUCCAUGGUUACGUGGCUUUACAACAGAGAUCAACCUGAGACUCUCACUGAGGUCAGGAAUGGAAAAGUUACAGAGAGAUCAGCCCGAGCUGCCAGGCUGAGUGUGAACACUGACUGCUCUUUGGUCAUUAACACCAUCACUGCUGAGGAUGCUGGUCAAUACAUCUGUCGGCAGGGGGGAGACACUAAGAAUGUAUAUACAUAUCUAAGUGUUCUGACAAUCUCUCCAUCUCCACCAGACGCUGAUCCAAAGAGGGACGGUGAAGUCACAUUAGAGUGCUCUCUGAUUAGAAUUGACCAUCCUUGUCUAGAGAACAGCAUCCGCUGGGUGGAUGAGACAGGAGCUGAGCUGCUUGGUGAAGGUGAUGGGUACCGUGUCCUCCAACAGACGGACUGUGUCUCUCGUCUGACUGUGAAGCGUCAGAGUGGCCACAACAGGAAGUACACCUGCCAGUUUGGUGAAAGCUCUUACAUCAAGAUAGAGGCUGACUACACACUUGACUUCACAGAAGAGAUGACGCAUAAUCAGACAGAAAUAUCUAACCCAGAUCCCACAGGUGUGUCUCCUCUGAGCUACGUCAUGUGGACUGCGCGUGUUGCCGGACUGAUCCUCAUGAUUGUCAUCACCGUUCUUGUCAUCAGAAACAAAUUGAACACAAAACCACUUGAAAAUGACAAUAAUGUGAAUAAUGGCGUCGACGUCCAGUAUGAAAACGUGGAAGCACGUCCUGCUGCUGCUCGACCGCAGUGAUCAACAACUUCAGAUCAUCAGAAAGUCAAAUACCAUCAGUCAUUGUACUCAUGUGAUCAAAGCUUUCAGUUUAAAUGAUUGGUUUAUAUUUAGGAUGCAUAUAGCUCGUUCUUCAUAU
Molecule: messenger RNA, 1199 nt
Organism: Sander lucioperca (pikeperch)
Lineage: Eukaryota; Metazoa; Chordata; Actinopteri; Perciformes; Percidae
Exons: 6
Coding region: 74-1081 (335 amino acids)
Biological process (GO): interleukin-15-mediated signaling pathway; positive regulation of ERK1 and ERK2 cascade; T cell activation
Cellular component (GO): membrane raft; external side of plasma membrane
Molecular function (GO): protein tyrosine kinase binding; MHC class II protein binding
Source: RefSeq, a predicted model, not a curated record